GGUGUUGGAAAGCCGCGUCAGAGUCAUGGAGGGCGGUGGGGGCGCUUAUGGAGCCGAGAAGGCCGGCGGCACCUUCGACUUGUGGCGCUUCCUGCAGCAGCCGCAGGUGGUGGCGCGCGUUCUGAGCGCGGUGUUUGCACUCAUAGUUUUCUCCUGCAUCAUUGGGGAAGGCUACACCAACCAUCCUUCAUCACAGCAGCUUUAUUGCAUCUUUAACCAUAGCGAGGAUGCCUGUCGUUAUGGCAUUGGGAUUGGUGUGCUUGCCUUCCUGGCCUGUGUAUUCUUCUUCAUGGUUGAUGCCUACUUCCCACAGAUUAGCAGUGCCACUGAUCGCAAGUACCUCGUUAUGGCAGACUUGGGCUUCUCAGCUCUCUGGACUUUUUUGUGGUUCAUUGGGUUCUGUGUGCUGACAAACCAAUGGGCAUCAACGAACCCUCGUGAUGUAACGGUUGGGGCUGAUUCUGCUCGUGCUUCAAUUGCCUUCAGUUUCUUCUCCAUUUUCUCAUGGGGGCUCCUGAUCACUUUUGCACUUCAACGCUACCGUAUGGGUGUGCAAGAUUUUGCCCACAGUUACAUUGACCCCGCUCCAGACCCUGCACCCCCCUACUCCAGCUAUCCGAAUGUCAGCCAUGAAAGCUACCAGCAGCCCCCCUUCACUCACAUGAGAGAGGACUCAGAAGGCUACCAGCCUCCACCGGUGUAUUGACUUGCUACC
Messenger RNA from Euleptes europaea (tarantolino), 715 nucleotides. RefSeq names its product synaptogyrin 2 (gene SYNGR2). The coding region runs from base 26 to 706 and encodes 226 amino acids. The transcript is spliced from 4 exons. The record is from RefSeq and is a predicted model, not a curated record. Lineage: Eukaryota; Metazoa; Chordata; Lepidosauria; Squamata; Sphaerodactylidae. Gene Ontology annotation, cellular component: synaptic vesicle membrane; neuromuscular junction.